Coregonus sp. 'balchen' is the source of this 21158-nucleotide messenger RNA. Lineage: Eukaryota; Metazoa; Chordata; Actinopteri; Salmoniformes; Salmonidae. The record is from the annotation of a GenBank genome assembly.
UCCGUCCUGGUUCUAGGAGCCGUCGGAUCUCAGGAGGGACCCUCUCAGGUUGGUGCUUCUUCUCCGCCUCGUUUAGGCUGCAUCCUCUCCUUUCUCUUUUCUCACGAGUCCUCCGACGAGCAGGGCGCCUCUGUCUCACAACCUCUCGGCACCAGCCGGGUGUCCUCUUCUCACUCCCUCUCUCUUCCGUCCUCUUACCCUUCUCUCCUUCCCUCUCCCUUAUUUCUGCAAACCCGAAGAUAUUAACCUUCUAUCUUUAUACUGAACUUUGCUUAUCUUCGGGGAUGGGGGGCUUCCGCUUCUAGGAAAUCAAUUCGACCCUACUCUUACGGUCUGUACCAGUCGGAUGCCCUACUGAUCCGGGACGCACGCGUGUUUCGUGGUGGGCUGAGGAAUUCCCGGUGCUACAGGCUCAUCCCCCAUUUUGACCCCUUGUACUAAAUACUUAGAAAAGACAAUUAAAAUAUGAAUACAUAGUAUGGAUAAUAUGGAACAUAUACUGCAGGGUAAGUAGGGCAGGUUCCCUUUUAACAGGUAUUACGAUAAAAAAAUCCCACGUUACGCGUAUGCUAACAGUCUGGCGGUCAUUAUUUGGCUGACCUGGACACGCCUAGGUGCUGCCCGAUACGGGGACAUAGUCACGGGGUUGAAGCAUAACGUGAUAACCCCAAAGCUAUAAAUAACACCAAAAACUACCAUUACACUCAAAAAACUGGACAGCUGGUAAGGUUCAAUUAAACACUAAAAGGUCUGUUUGAUAAAUAAUCCACAGUUAGUCAUUAUAAAAAUCCGGGCAUGUUUUGGUCAGUCCAGGCUCCAAAGACUCCAGGAAGUACAUGUUAAUCUGAAAAAUGUAACCAGCAGGGGGCGUUGUCAAAUAAACGUUGAAACAUGGGUAUGGCGGCCCCUGAAAGUUAAUAAAAAAAAAAAUUGAAGCGUAAAAAUAUGCACCCCAAUAAGAACAAAUUUAGAAAAGCCCGUGAAAAAGUUUUUGGGGUUUCCCAGGGGGUUUAAAAAAAACCUUUUUUAAACCUUUUUGGGCUCAAGGGGACAUCGGGCAGAGCGCUCCCGCGGCGCGGAAAAGGGCGGAUAGGACUCCUCUGAUCGCCCUCCCUACCUCCUACUUCCCUCUCCUCUCUCCUCUCUCCUCUCUCCUUAUCCCUCUCUAUCUUAAUUAUCUAGCUAACAAGGCCGAUAGGGAUAAUUAUGACAUUAUCUAUCAGUUAAUAGUGAUUAUUUUGACAUUAUCUUCAGGGUUGAUAGUUAGGGCUGCAUGUCAGCUUCUAAGGAACUAAAUUACAGAAACAAAAACAUAACCUCGUCUACAGGCUCAACUGCUACACAGUCGUCUGGCACCUAACUGAGAUGACGGGGACAGGGCAACAAUGCAGGGUGUGUCGUGGUGUGGGCUGAGGAAUAAACUGUGUGGACAGACAGCUACAGUGGGGUCCGAAAUUGAUUGACACCCUUGAUAAAGAUGAGCAUAAAUGACUGUAUAAAAUAAACAAUUAAAAAUACUGAGCUACAGGUAACUGACCAAAAUAAUGGAAACAGUUGAGUAAAUGAGGGAUACAAAUUAUAUUGAAAGCAGGUGCUUCCACACAGGUGUGGUUCCUGAGUUAAUAAACAUCCCAACAUGCUUAAGGGUCAUGUAUAAAAAAUCCUGGGCAGGUCAUUAUUUUGGCUACCAUGGCUACGCCCCCAUAGGAUGACAAUGCCCCCAUCCACAGGGCACGAGUGGUCAUUGAAUGGUUUGAUGAGCAUGAUAAACGAUGUAAACCAUAUGCCAUGGCCGUCUCAGUCAUCAGAUCUCAACCCAAUUGAACACUUCUGGGAGAUUCUGGAGUGGCGCCUGAGACAGUGUUUCCACCACCAUCAACAAAACACCAAAUUAUGGAAUUUCUUGUAGAAGAAUGAUGUCGCAUCCCUCCAAUAGAGUUCAAGACACUUGUAGAAUCUAUGCCAAGGUGCAUGGAAGCUGUUCUGGCUCGUGGUGGCCCAGCACUCUAACACACUUUAUGUUGGUGUUUCCUAUAUUUUGGAAGUUACCUGUACAUUGUAUGCUAAAACAUUUUGGGAAAUUGUAUUAUUUUGUACUAAUACAAUUGCUCAGAGAAAGAGAUUUUGUUUAACAAGUAAUAUUUUUGUUUCUCAAAAAGGGAGGGUUAAAAGUCAGCGCCAUUAUCCUCGCAAGGUGAGGUAUUGAAAGGUAUUGAAAACAGGGGUGUCAAUAAUUUUGACCCCUCCCUUUUUGAGAAACACAAAUAUUUAUUGUUAAACUAAAUCUCUUUCUCUGAGCAAUUGUAUUAGUAUAAAAUAAUAUAAUUAAAAAAAUGUUUGGAGCAUACAAUAUAGCUCAGUAUUUGAAUUAUUUAUUUCAUACAGUCAUUUUUGCUCAUCUUUAUACAGGGUGUCAAUAAUUUCAGACCCCACUGUAUAUAUUCUCCUUCGAGAUAGUGGCAUUUAGCUAGCGGAUCAUUCCCUGGUUCAUUCUUCCCCCCUCCGUUUUUGUCCCCUCCAAUGUAAGGAAGGAGCGAGUGGUGACCGUACAGAACACCCAGUAGAGAGAGAGAGAGAAGAUGAGGAGAGCAGAGAGAAGGAGAGAGACAGAGAGAGCCGAGAGGAGAUGAGAAGAGGAGAGUGACGAAGGAGAGAUCUAAGAGAGUUGAAGAGAGGGAGGAAGAAGGAGGAGGAGAGAGGGAGAGAGAGAGCAGAGAUGGAGACGAGAGAGCGAGAGGAGGAGGAGAGGUGAGGUACGAGUGAGAGAGAGGAGAGAGAGGAGAGAGAGAGAGAGAGAGAGAGAGAGAGAGAGAGAGAGAGGGAGAGGGAGCAGAAUGGAAUGUCUCUGAUUCUCAAUGUUCCGUCUCAGAACACAUGACAACAUGGAACUUCUAUCGUAAGGUGAGUACACAUUCUAUUGGUUCACACACCUGUUAUUAGAUAUUUCAUUCCUAAUACAUGUUUUAAUAUGACAUAUAUGUUUCAUUAACAUGUAUUUACAUUACAUACUGUAAAUCUUUCCUUACAUACUUGACUCAUUUAGGUUUAUCCUAUGGAUAAAAGUUGGAAAGUUAAGUUUUGGCUAUAUAUUUGUGUGUGCCUAGUUAUUAGUAGUUGUGUAAAACCCAGAGUCAUGGAGCAGGUUAGAGCGUACUGUAACAAGGUGAGUAGGACGGAGCCUGGCACAGGAGCUGUAAAUCAAAGAAUAGGGUUUUGUUAGGCCAAUUCAGCAGCAAUGCGUAAACCAAAUACAGUGCGUCUUAAAUGCGUUCUGGGAAAACAAAACACACGGGUGAAUAUCCCGGCGAUAAAAGUAACAUAAUGCUCAACACGAGCUAGCGACACCUCCACAUGGAACAAUAACACACAAAGACAUGGGGGAGCAGAGGGGAUAGUUAUACAGAGACUGAUGAGGGGAUAUGUACCAGGUGUGUGUGAAAAACAAGACAAACCAAGACAUCCACCGCAGGAUCUUCGGUCUGGCUCUGAUGCCACGGCGCCAGGACCGGCUGAUACCCUAAUACACAUUGAAAUGGAGAUAGGUUAGUGGAGGAGUGGCGGAGAGAGCAAUGGGCAUAUUCGGCCCAUGGCAAGACCCCCCAGACGUUCCAUGAACGCCUUCCAGACCCUAGACGUAAACUGGGGACCCCGGUCAGACACUAUGUCCUCUCUGGCACCCCGUAGUGCCGGAAGACGUGAGUAAAAAGGGCCUCCGCAGUUUGCAGAGCCGUGGGGAGACCGGGCAGAGGAAGGAAGCGGCAGGCUUUAGAAAAGCGGUCCACAACGACCAGGAUGGUGGCGUUACCCUGAGAGAAGGGAAGAUCAGUUAGAAAAUUGAUCGAUAAGUGAGACCAUGGCCGUUGUGGAACUGGUAAGGGAUGUAACUUACCCACUGGGAGGUACCUAGGUGCCUUACUCUGGGCGCUCACCGAGCAGGAGGAGACAUACACCCUCACGUCCUUAGCCAAGGUAGGCCACCAGUACUUUCCGGUCAGGCAGUGCACUGUACGGCCGAUGCCUGGGUGACCAGAGGAGGGGGACGUGUGUGCCCAAUAGAUAAGACGGCACGUACCGAAGCCCAGCUGGGCACUGAUGUGGAGAUGUCUCUGUGCGUAACGCCCGCUCUAUGUCCGCGUCCACCGCCCACACCACCGACGCCACAAUGCAGGAAGCCGGGAGUAUGGGGGUGUUAUCAAUGGGCCUCUCCUCUGUGUCAUACAGCCGUGACAGUGCGUCUGCCUUCACGUUCUUAGUGCCUGGUAUAUAGGACAGCGUGAAAUCAAACCGGGUGAAGAACAAGGCCCACCUGGCCUGGCGAGGGUUCAGCCUCCUCGAUGCCCGGAUGUACUCCAGGUUACGGUGGUCAGUCCAGACGAGGAAAGGGUGUUCAGCCUCCUCGCCGCCCGGAUGUACUCCAGGUUACGGUGGUCAGUCCAGACGAGGAAAGGGUGUUCAGCCUCCUCGCUGUCCGGAUGUACUCCAGGUUACGGUGGUCAGUCCAGACGAGGAAAGGGUGUUCAGCCUCCUCGCUGCCCGGAUGUACUCCAGGUUACGGUGGUCAGUCCAGACGAGGAAAGGGUGUUUCGCCUCCUCAAGCCAGUGCCUCCACGCGGUCAAGGCUCUGACAACAGCCAACAGCUCCCGAUCACCAACAUCAUAGUUCUGCUCCGCCGGGCUGAGCUUCUUAGAGAAGAAGGCACAGGGACGGAGCUUGGGUGGCUUGCCCGAGCGUUUGGAUAGGACAGCGCCUACCCCUACCUCGGACGCGUCCACCUCCACUACGAACGUCAAUGAGGGAUCGGGAUGGACCAGUACCGGGGCUGAGGUGAACAGAGCCCUCAGGGUACUGAAAGCCCUGUCAGCCUCAGCAGACCAGCGGAGCUGGGACAGCUCGCCCUUCAACAGAGAGGUGAUGGGGGCUGAGACCUUGCCAAAGCCCUGGAUAGACCUCCGAUAGUAAUUGGCAAACGCCGAAGCUUGCCCGAACAAGGAGAUGAGGCAGCUUCGGAGGGAGUCGUGACAGCGUAGUUAUAGAUCCAAUGGGCUUCGGGAGAAAAGGACAAGCAUCAGCAGUCUUCUGUCAGGCAGCUGAUAAAGGAGGAGGCAUAAAAUAAAAUAAUUAAGUGAUUGUAAUGGAAGGAAUAUUAAACACUAUCAAUUGUCUCUCCUAAACACAGCACAGCUCUGUAGCAGGGAUUCACUCACUGACAGGUAAGCAGACAAACAAAUAUUUAUGUGUUUAUUAUUUGGUAGUUAAUGAUAGUGAUUUUGGUGUUUUGGUGUUUUGGUCCUCUGUAGCUCAGCUGGUAGAGCACGGCGCUUGUAACGCCAAGGUAGUGGGUUCGAUCCCCGGGACCACCCAUACAAAAAAAUAUAUUAAAAAAAAUGUAUGCACGCAUGACUGUAAGUCGCUUUGGAUAAAAGCGUCUGCUAAAUGGCAUAUUAUUAUUAUUAUUAUAAAAGAAGAAUGCAAGGUUGUCACUCAAUGUUGCUGAACUUUUGAAGUUACCGUGCCUUGUGUAAGAAUGUUACUGAUAGGGACAGUCCAUAAAGUAGCUUAUGGAUUUUACAGUAGAUUUACAAAGAGCACGGUAGUCUCUAGAAGACUUUAUGAAAUACAUGGAAACUGAUAAAGGUUAUUGAUAAUGUUUCUGAUAUUAUACUGCUGAUCUUUCAAAUACUUUGAAGUAGUUUUUUAUGUAAUAAACUAUGUGGUAAAGACAGACAGUUUUAAAUUGAUUUCCAGUGUUUAUUUUCUUCAGUGUAUUUUUUGAACAGCAAAAUUAUUAGAAAGUGAUGUUCUUGAACAUGUAGUCUGAAAUGAUUCAGCGUUAGGGGUGAUCUGACAAUUAUUCACCGACAUGUUCACUCAUCCAUCCAUCCAUCCAUCCAUCCAUCCAUCCAUCCAUCCAUCCAUCCAUCCAUCCAUCCAUCCAUCCAUCCAUCCAUCCAUCCAUCCAUCCAUCCAUCCAUCCAUCCAUCCAUCCAUCUCUCUCCCCCCCCCACACCCUCACUGAUCCCCUUUUCUCUCUACCUUCUCUCUUCCUCCCCAACCCCUGACCCCUGACCCCUGACCCCAGUAGAAGGAUGACCUGCCACUCAUUGAGCUCCUUUGUUCGGAGCCUGUCCAGGAGAAAACCUCUGGAGCCCGAGGGAGAGGAGUCCACUUUCAACCGUUGUCUGACCACCCUGGACCUGGUGGCCCUAGGGGUGGGGAGUACCCUGGGGGCAGGGGUCUACGUUCUAUCUGGAGAGGUAUGGAUACAACUUCUUCUUAUUUAACUAACUUAUUUUAACGUAACACUGUUGACUUGGUGGCCCUAGGGGUGGGGACUACCUUGGGGGAGAUGUAUGGAUAUGACUUGGUGGCCCUAGGGGUGGGGACUACCUUGGGGGAGAUGUAUGGAUAUGACUUGGUGGCCCUAGGGGUGGGGACUACCUUGGGAGAUAUGGAUACAUAUCUGAUUGUUGCACUUAUCCUCUUCUCUUUUUCACCUUUUUACCUUUUAACACUUUUAAUGCUUUAACACUUAACCAUACGUAACACUUUAACGUAACACUCUAACGUAACACUUUAACGUAACACUUUAACGUAACAAUUCAACGGAACACUUUAACGUAACACUUUAACGUAACACUUCAACGUAACACUCUAACAUAACACUCUAACGUAACACUUCAACGUAACACUCUAACGUAACACUUUAACGUAACAAUUCAACGUAACACUUUAACGUAACACUUUAACGUAACACUUCAACGUAACACUUAACGUAACACUUUAACGUAACACUUCAACGUAACACUUUAACGUAACACUUUAACGUAACAAUUCAACGUAACACUUUAACGUAACACUUUAACGUAACACUUUAACGUAACACUUUAACGUAACACUUCAACGUAACACUUUAACGUUUAAAGACUCACUCCAACUAUUUUAUAACUUUUCCUGUUAAAAAACAUUGUGAAUACAGUAAGUACACUUAAGGGUAAAAAAAAUUAAGAUGUUUGGAGCAAAAUAAGAUUUUUUAGACACAACUGCAAACUUCACUGGAGUAGGCAAUUCCAGGAGUUGGUCUAAUGGUGCCCUCUGAUGUCACCUGUGUAAGGCAGGGUCGUACUCUCCGAAUGUUGUAGAGCAUGAACCUACAGGAUCGGGUCACCGCCUUGAUGUUAGCGGAGAACGACAGGGUGUUGUCCAGGGUCACGCCAAGGCUCUUCACACUCUGGGAGGAGGACACAACGGAGUUGUCAACCGUGAUGGCGAGAUCAUGGAACGGGCAGUCCUUCCCCGGGAGGAAGAGCAGCUCCGUCUUGCCGAGGUUCAGCUUGAGGUGGUCAUCCACACUGAUAUGUCUGCCAGCCAUGCAGAGAUGCGAUUCGCCACCUGGUUAUCAGAAGGGGGAAAGGAGAAGAUUAGUUGUGUGUCGUCUGCGUAGCAAUGAUAGGAGAGGCCAUGUGAGGAUAUGACAGAGCCAAGUGACUUGGUGUAUAGCGAGAAUAGGAGAGGGCCUAGAACUGAGCCUUGGGGGACACCAGUGGUGAGAGCACGUGGUGCGGAGACAGAUUCUCGCCACGCCACUUGGUAGGAGCGACCGGUCAGGUAGGACGCAAUCCAAGAGUGAGCCGCGCCGGAGAUGCCCAACUCGGAGAGGGUGGCGAGGAGGAUCUGAUGGUUCACAGUAUCAAAGGCAGCAGACAGGUCUAGAAGGACAAGAGUAGAGGAGAGAGAGUUAGCUUUAGCAGUGCGGAGAGCCUCCGUGACACAGAGAAGAGCAGUCUCAGUUGAAUGACCAGUCUUGAAACCUGACUGGUUUGGAUCGAGAAGGUCAUUCUGAGAGAGAUAGCAAGAGAGUUGGCUAAAGACGGCACGCUCAAGAGUUUUGGAGAGAAAUGAAAGAAGGGAUACUGGUCUGUAGUUGUUGACAUCAGAGGGAUCGAGUGUUGGUUUUUUGAGAAGGGGUGCAACUCUCGCUCUCUUGAAGACGGAAGGGACAUAGCCAGCGGUCAAGGAUGAGUUGAUGAGCGAGGAGAGGUAAGGGAGAAGGUCACCGGAGAUGGUCUGGAGAAGAGAGGAGGGGAUAGGGUCAAGCGGGCAGGUUGUUGGGCGGCCGGCCGUCAGAAGUCGCAAGAUUUCAUCUGGAGAGAGAGGGGAGAAAGAAGUCAAAGCAUAGGGUAGUUCAGUGUGAGCAGGACCAGCAGUGUCAUUUGACUUAACAAACGAGGAUCGGAUGUCGUCAACCUUCUUUUCAAAAUGGUUGACGAAGUCAUCCACAGAGAGGGAGGGGGGGGGGGGGGGGGGGGGGGGGGGAUUCAGCAGGGAGGAGAAGGUGGCAAAGAGCUUCCUAGGGUUAGAGGCAGAUGCUUGGAAUUUAGAGUGAUGCAAGAGUAAACAGUGCAAGACUGACAGGAACGACUCUUGACAGGAAUGAUAUGUUGGUCUAAAGCAAGGAGGGGGCUACUCUGAUGGUAUUUGAUGAAGGCAUUGGCAAAAUCUGGUGCUUUUAUCACAAAAUGAACAAUCAUUAGGAACAUUUUAGUUCAGCCGCCUCAUUACUUUAACACUUUAACUUAACACUGUAACACUUACAUUUACAUUUAAGUCAUUUAGCAGACGCUUCUAUCCAGAGCGACUAACACUUCAACACUUAAAGGAGAAUUGUGCUUUUUUACAACCAAAUCUCAAUUUUUUAUGUAAAUGGCAUGUUACAGAAGGGUGCGAUUUCAUUUGUUUUUGAGAAACUUACCCCAACCAGUGAAUCACUUCCUCAUUCUCUCUGUGCAGUACGGGGGCUCUGAAAAAACAUGAACAAAUGCUCCAAAAAUACUUUACAUUUUAGAAACGGAAACGCUCUGUGUAGUGAUGCAGGUCUUUAGAUGCUGUACACAUGAAAUUGUGUCAUUUCGAACAUAAUAUUUUAUUUUGUUUGCGACUUGAGCGAUACCGCUCCGUCCAUUCAAGCAGCAGGCUACAUGGAAAAUGGAACAACUGGAAAGGAAUGCACAAUGAGGAUGAGGAAGUGAAUGGCUGGUUGAGGUAAGUAAAAUAAAAAAAAGUGUCUGGAUCUUUCUAUAACGUUCUUGGGAGUUUUCACUUGCCACUGGGCUUCUGCUUCUGCAUUGCUUGCUCUUUGGGGUUUUGGCCGGGUAUCUGGAAACGGGUGAUGUAAAAAGGGCUUUAUAAAAUCAAUUUAAUUGAUUUAUCAUGUCUAUUAGGUUGCUAGGACGUCGUCAGGUCCCAGCAUCAUCAUAUCCUUCUUCAUCGCUGCCUUGGCCUCCAUCUUUGCCGGCUUGUGCUACGCUGAGUUUGGGGCCCGCGUCCCCAAAACGGGGUCUGCGUAUCUGUACAGCUAUGUGACGGUGGGAGAGCUACUGGCCUUUAUUACCGGGUGGAAUCUGUUGCUGUCCUACGUCAUAGGUAAGAUACAACACCAUAAUACUUCAUUCUAGUUCAGGCGUUUUAUUAGGUACACCACCCCGUUCACGAAAAAUGGAUUGCUUCCACAGUCACGUGGCUUGCUAUGUAAAGCAGGCAGACAGGCAUCCAGUUACUGAUCGACUGAACGUUAGAAUGGGCAAAACGAGUGACCUAAGUGACUUUGAUCGUCGGUGCCAGACGCGCCGGAUCCAGUAUCUCAGAAACGGACGCCCUCCUGGGCUUUUCACGUAUGACAGUGUCUAGGGUUUACCGAGAAUGGUGCGACAAACAAAAAAAACAUCCAGUCAGAGGCAGUCCUGUGGGCAAAAAUAGCUUGUUGAUGAGAGAGGUCGAAGGAGAAUGGCAAGAAUCAUGAAAGCUAACAGGAGGGCCACAAACAGACAAAUAACGGCGCAGUACAACAGUGGUGUGCAGAACGGCAUCUCGGAAACACACAACUCGUCGCUCCUUGUCACGGCUGGGCUAUAGCAGCAGACGACCACACCGGGUUCCUCUCCUAUCAGCUAAAAACAAGAAGGAGCAGGCCAUCACCAACACUGGACAAAACAUCGCCUGGAACAUGACAGUGAGUUCAGUUUACUUGAGCGGCCUACGCAGUCCCCAGACCUCAACCCAAUAGAGCAUCUUUGGGAUGAGAUGGAACGGGCUGUUUGCAGCAUGAAUGUACCACCGUCCAAUCUGCAGCAACUGUGUGAUGUCAUCACGUCAGCAUGGACCAACAUCCCUCUGGAAUGUUUCCGACACCUUGUAGAAUGCCCUUAAGAAUUCAGGCUAUUCUGGAGGGAAAGGGGGGUCCGACCCGGUACUAGAUGUGAGUGUAUAUCUAUAUUGAGGCAUAAACAACAUGUUUACAUUAUUAUUAGUAUAACAUUGGCUCCCGAGUGUAACGCAAAACGUUUUGUCUCAGUGCAUGGGAACAUUGAGAACCAUAAAUGAUCAACCAUAAACACAAGACUGUCUUCCUUUAACUUUUCAUCUCUGACUUUAACCCCCUGCAGUAAAAUGUUGAUUCACCAUCAUCCAUUUAUUUGUUCCAGCAUAGUACAGAGUGUGGUGGAGAAAUCAGAAUUAGCUAGGUAACAUAGAUAAUUAAGACGUCUUAUCUGCAGAAUAUGCUUAUGUGAUUGAACUGUUGAACUCUUGAUAUUAGAGUUCAGCUGCACUUCCUCCCUGAUAUGGGCCUCAGUCACCUGGGGCCCAGAGAGGGGAGAGGUCAGGCUUGUCUAUCACAUGUCCCUGUUGCUAUGCGGAAUACCAGAAAGAGAAUAGGCCAAAGGAGGUCAGAAGGAAACAUUGUUUCCAUACGUGAAUAUGUGUCUUUGCCUAUUGCAAACCAUGUGAAGGGAAAGGCGUGAGGAAUGGGAACAAAUCUCUUGUCUCCACAAUGUCUGUGUGUCAGUCACCCCCCUCCUUUGGGCCUUGGGGGAGAUUGUUCUCUCCCCUGGUUCCCUUUCUGGAAAAGGUGGAAACUAACUAACAACAAAUGUCCUUCUAAAUUCUUAGUACUGAACAAAACAAUGAGUUGUUUGUAUUUGAGGCUAAGGUCUGGCACAGGAUGUGUGGGGUUAGUGUCUGGAACCAUUGUAUGUUAUCUCUGAGGUUGCACCUAUCCUGACCCAUCCUGAGAUGGUACAUAACCCAGAGGCUCGCUCCACUCAGUGGGCUCUCGCUCUAUUCACUUUGGUGUGGGUAUUGUGACCAGCUCCCUUAUCAAUAUGUUUUUAAUAAAGUUAAUAUUCUGAUUGGUGAUUCACCUUGUCUCUCCUCAUUAUUGAUUAAAAUAUCCACCAGAGGGGUAGAGAGAGAGAGAGAGAGAGAGAGAGAGAGAGAGAGAGAGAGAGAGAUAUAAUAGAGAGAGAGCGAGAGGAGAGAGAGGAGAGAGAGAGAGAGAGAGAGAGCAGAGAGAGAGAGAGAGAGGAGAGAGAGAGAGAGAGAGAGAGAGAGAGAGAGAGAGAGAGAGAGAGAGAGAGAGAUUGUACAGCAGUUUCAACCAGUAGGUCCUAUAGUAUGCUAUUUUAAAACCAACUCCAUGGCAGUUAAGUUAGCGCCUCCUGGGCAAUACUGACCCAUAAAAACUAAUUUGAUAGUUAAGAGUCCAGCCCUACUCACAGAAGUGACCUAUCUGAGAUACCUAACCUUAACCAACUGGAGUAAUUGACCUAAGCUUAACCAAUCACAUUUCUUGCCUAAACUUAACCAAUCACAUUAAUAUCUGCCCUCUCUGUAUGUACAAUAUCACACAACACAGUAAAAUUAUCAUGCGUUAUCUUCUCAGGGACACUGCAUGAUAAAACGAUGAGUACUGAUCGAUGGAUUGAUCGUGUAGCACUUUACAGUCGUACCCAUAUACGGGUUGAAAAUGGCAGAUGAGGGGGCACUGAUACACGGCUAAAUUGCAACGCUUGUGGCUGUACAGUAACAUGCUAUAAAUGACAUCAUAGAUGUUUAUUAUUAAAAGAUUAUAAAUGCUGAAUGGGUUUUGACUGACAGCAUCGUAUGCAACGAUACGUUUUCCCCAUCCCUCCUGCUAAUUGGGCAACUUGCUUUACUGCCUGAGUGAGGGAAAUGCUGUAAAUUAAGACGACUCGACGUAUUUUGAAAGAUGACAUUUUGAAGUUUAUAAUAAAUGCCGCUUUGAUGUCAUGCACCCCUGAGUCCAAAUGUGCACUUCACAUAACAUAAAACUCGUGGCGUAUACAGUGUCAACAUUUAUGAUCACUAUGUUUAAUGUACAGUUGCAAGAUGACAUGGGUGUCAUACCCUGGGAUUGUUCUGAACAGAAUGAGCCUAUGUUUGUUUAUUGUAAUUCCCCCGCGGCACCUGAAUGCACUCAGGACUCCUUUCUAUGGGCACCAAAAUUACCAUCUGUUUCUCUGAUUUGCCUUGUGAAAUAGAACAAGCUUUCAAAUGAGGCCCACCAGAUUGCGAUUUAUAAUGGGCCAGUUUUUUGGAUCGCGUAAACAACAACAGUAACUGUGUGAUGGCGGGGAUGCAGGGCUGCGUUCCAAACAAAACAACUACCAGUGUGCUUGCUCUAGUUCCUCAACAGCACAGCUAGGAGAGCUAAAAAAAAAGCACCUUAUAGUUGAAGACUCUUCUUUGAGUCAUAAAAGUGCAUUCAAAUUACUUAGCAACUGUGUACACUUUGAAGAGGUGUGUGGCCACUUGGAGACACCAGUUAGUCCUCUCACUCAAACCCUUGGCAUUUCUUUUGUCUUAUGUUGUACCUACCCCACGUUUUCCACUAAUAUUCUUAUCAUGUUACUGAAUGUAUCCGGAGUAUUUCGUUAUCAACAUAUUGUGUCGAAAAGUACAGUAAAUGUAAAAUGCACAUAAAAUCAACAGUUUAAUGUUUGAGGAUUCAGUCUUGUUUCAGGUGAACUGUUGUGUCCUCAACUUUGGUCUAAUCAUUUUCCCAUAAUCUCCAACGGUUCCGUUGCAGUUGCUACCAUGGUUAUGCACGUGCUUUUCAUCUGUCCUCUGUAAGAAACAUAUCCAUAAAGGCCAAUUGUUGAUUGAUUGAUUGAUUGAUCCAUCUAUGGUCAUAUGGCUAAUCUCCUCUUAUCAUUAUCUUCUCAGGAACGUCCAGUGUGGCGAGGGCUUGGAGCGGAACCUUUGAUGACCUCAUCGGCAACGUCAUGGGGAAGUUCUUCAAAGAAAACCUAUAUAUGGGCCUCCCGGGCCUCGCAGAAUACCCAGACUUCUUUGCUGCUGGGCUCAUUAUGCUCCUGGCAGGUAAACUGAAUCUGAUGAUUGAUUGAUUGAUUGAUUGAUCAUUCGUUCGUUUAACAACAUAGAGACAUUAAAACUGUCUGGUACUGAUGAUGAUGGUGAUGAUGGAUGACGAUGAUGAUGGCUGACGAUGACGAUAAUGAUUAUGGUGAUAACGAUGAUGAUGAUGGUGAUGAUGAUGAUGGUGGUGGCGAUGAUGAUGGUGAUGAUGAUGGUGAUAACGAUGAUGGAUGACGACGAUGAUGAUGAUGAUGAUGAUGGUGAUGAUGACGAUGAUGAUGAUGAUGAUGGUGAUGAUGAUGAUGGUGAUGAUGAUGAUGGUGGUGGUGGAGAUGAUGAUGAUGAUGAUGAUGGUGAUGAUGAUGAUGGUGAUGGUGGUGGAGAUGAUGAUGAUGAUUAUGGUGGUGAUGAUGAUGAUGAUGAUGGUGAUGAUGAUGAUGAUGAUGAUGGUGAUGAUGAUGGUGGUGAUGAUGAUGAUGAUGAUGAUGAUGGUGAGGAUGUUGAUGAUGAUGGUGAUGGUGAUGAUGAUGAUGAUGAUGAUGAUGAUGGUGAUGAUGAUGAUGGUGAUGAUGACGAUGAUGAUGAUGAUGGUGAUGAUGACGAUGAUGAUGAUGAUGAUGAUGAUGGUGGUUGAUGAUGAUGGUGAUGAUGAUGAUGAUGUGAUGAUGGUGAUGGUGAUGAUGACGAUGAUGAUGAUGAUGAUGAUGGUGAUGGUGAUGAUGACGAUGAUGAUGAUGAUGAUGAUGGUGAUGGUGAUGAUGACGAUGACAAUGACGAUGACGAUGAUGAUGAUGAUGAUGAUGAUGAUGAUGAUGAUGAACACAUGUUCCAUGUGUUUCCGUCCUGUGAAGGUCUGCUGGCCUUUGGUGUCCAGGAAUCGGCAAUAGUCAACAAGAUCUUCACGGCCAUCAACAUCCUGGUGCUUCUGUUUGUCAUUGUAGCGGGCUUCGUCAAGGGAGACAUCGGCAACUGGCAGAUCAAUCAGGAGGCGCUCAUCAACGCUACAGCAGAAUUCCAGUAUGCAAUAUCCUUCAUUAUACCAAACUUGCUAGCAACAUCAGUGGAUGUUGAACACGUUUCUACAGGCAAACGUGUGUGAGUGUGUUAUAGCAGUGGUAUUAGCAGGAAAUACUAGCGUGAAUCUUUCAACCGAGAUUUCUGGAAAACCAGGGAAGAUUGGGAAAGUUACCGAGUUUUGCAACCCUGUAUAUACAGUACCAGUCAAAUGUUUGGACACACCUACUCAUUCCAGGGUUUUUCUUUAUUUUUACUAUUUUCUACAUUGUAGAAUAAUAAUGAAAACAUCAAAACUAUGAAAUUACACAGAUGGAAUCAUGUAGUAACCAAAAAAGUGUUAAACAAAUCAAAAUAUAUUUUAUAUUUGAGAUUUUUCAAAUCACCACCCUUUGCCUUGAUGACAGCUUUGCACACUCUUGGCAUACUCUCAACCAGCUUCAUGAGGUAGUCACCUGGAAUGCAUUUCAAUUAACAGGUGUGCCUUCUUAAAAGUUAAUUUGUGGAAUUUCUUUCCUUCUUAAUGCGUUUGAGCCAAUCAGUUGUGUUGUGACAAGGUAGGGGGGGGUAUACAGAAAAUAGCCCUAUUUGACCAAGUCCAUAUUAUGGCAAGAACAGCUCAAAUAAGCAAAGAGAAACGACAGUCCAUCAUUAAUUUAAGACAUGAAGGUCAGUCAAUACGGUAAAUAUCAAGAACUGUCAAGAAUGUUUCUUCAAGUGCAGUCGCAAAAACCAUCAAGCGCUAUGAUGAAACUGGCUCUCAUGAGGACCGCCACAGGAAUGGAAGACCCAGAGUUACCUCUGCUGCAGGGGAUAAGUUCACUAGAGUUACCAGCCUCAGAAAUUGCAGCCAAGUCACAGACACAUCUCAACAUCAACUGUUCAGAGGGGACUGUGUGAAUUUGAGAUUUUUGGUUCCAACUGCGUGUCUUUGUGAGACGCGGUCUGGGUGAACGGAUAAUCUCCGCAUGUGUAUUUCCCACCGUAAAGCAUGGAGGAGGACGUGUAAUGGUGUGGGGGUGCUUUGCUGGUGACACGGUCUGUGAUUUAUUUAGAAUUUAAGGCACACUUAACCAGCAUGGCUACCACAGCGUUCUGCAGCGAUACACCAUCCCAUCUGAUUUGGGCUUAGUGGGACUAUCAUUUGUUUUUUAACAGGACAAUGACCCAACACACCUCCAGGCUGUGCAAGGGCUAUUUUAUCAAGAAGGAGAGUGAUGGAGUGCUGCAUCAGAAGACCUGGCCUCCACAAUCCCCCGACCUCAACCCAAUUGAGAUGGUUUGGGAUGAGUCGGACCGCAGAGUGAAGGAAAAGCAGCAAACAAGUGCUCAGCAUAUAUGGGAACUCCUUCAAAAAAGACUGUUGGAAAAGCAUUCCAGGUGAAGCUGGUUGAGAGAAUGCCAAGAGUGUGCAAAGCUGUCAUAAAGGCAAAAGGGGUGGCUAUUUGAAGAAUGUCAAAUAUAAAAUAUAUUUUGAUUUGUUUAACACUUUUUUGGUUACUGCAUGAUUCCAUAUGUGUUAGUUCAUAGUUUUGAUGUCUUCACUAUUAUUCUACAAUGUAGAAAAUAGUACAAAUAAAGAAAAACCCUGGAAUGAGUAGGUGUGUCCAAACAUUUGACUGGUAGUGUAUAUGUCCUAUGUUGUGACCUCUCCAGGAAUCUAACCUCUACAGUCAAUGUGACCAGUAUAUAUGGGGAUGGAGGGUUCUUCCCCUACGGUUUUGAAGGGACAAUCUCCGGAGCCGCUACCUGUUUCUACGCCUUCGUAGGCUUCGACUGCAUCGCCACAACAAGUAGGCCUGCUUUGAUCUUUGAACACGCACGGACACACUAACCCAUAUAUACAUCAGAAACAUAUUCCAUCCUACAGAAACAUUGAUAAAGCCAGGUGCUUCUCCAAGCUUUGUCCAUACAGUAUCUUUGGUAAUGUCUACUCUACUCAGAAUACCUUUUGGGUGAAUAUUUAGGCAUACUCUAAGAGUCGAUAUUCCACACGAUUCAACUUUGCUUGCUUAAUUGACCAAUAUUGGCUGAUUGAUUGGUCGACUGAUCGACCAAUCUACUGAUUGACUGAUCGGCCAAUCGACUGAUGGACUGAUUGAUUGGCAGCGCUGCAUUAAUUAAUUAAUUCAUUGUCUCUCUCCAGGUGAGGAGGUGAAGAACCCUCAGAAGUCCAUCCCGCUGGGCAUAGUGGCAUCUCUCCUCAUCUGUUUCCUGGCCUACUUCGCAGUGUCAGCGGCCCUCACACUGAUGAUGCCCUACUACAUGCUCAACGUUAACAGCCCGCUGCCCGUGGCCUUCGAGUACAUCGGCUGGGCGCCCGCCAAGUAUGUGGUGGCUGUCGGCUCGCUCUGCGCCCUCUCCACCAGGUAGGUAGGAGAACACGGGAAGUCACUGGUCAGUGAUGUCACCAUGCAUCAUUACAGUUGGUCGGUUGGCCUGUCUGUCUGUCUGUCUGUCUGUCUGUCUGUCUGUCUGUCUGUCUGUCUGUCUGUCUGUCUGUCUGUCUGUCUCCAUUCUAAAAAGAUAUAAACCAUAUUUACCAGGGUGCAAAUGCUUUGUAAAUCUGGCCUCGUGUAUUCUGUUGUUAUAGUUGUUUUGCUGAGAUUGUAACAUGGCCCUGUGCUGAGUCUGCAUGCCAAAUGGCACCCUAAUCCCUAUGUAGUGCACUACCCCUGGUCAAAAGUGCACUAUAUAGGGAAUAGUGUGCCAUUUGGGACACAACCUGUGACUGUAACAUGACUGAUGGCUAUCUGCGUCUGUCUGUCUCCUGUGACUGUAACAUGACUGAUGGCUAUCUGCGUCUGUCUGUCUCCUGUGACUGUAACAUGACUGAUGGCUAUCUGCGUCUGUCUGUCUCCUGUGACUGUAACAUGACUGAUGGCUAUCUGCGUCUGUCUGUCUCCUGUGCCUGUAACAUGACUGAUGGCUAUCUGCGUCUGUCUGUCUCCUGUGACUGUAACAUGACUGAUGGCUCUCUGCGUCUGUCUGUCUCCUGUGACUGUAACAUGACUGAUGGCUAUCUGCGUCUGUCUGUCUCCUGUGACUGUAACAUGACUGAUGGCUAUCUGCGUCUGUCUGUCUUCUGUGACUGUAACAUGACUGAUGGCUAUCUGCGUCUGUCUGUCUCCUGUGACUGUAACAUGACUGAUGGCUAUCUGCGUCCGUCUGUCUGUCUCCUGUGACUGUAACAUGACUGAUGGCUAUCUGCGUCCGUCUGUCUGUCUCCUGUGACUGUAACAUGACUGAUGGCUCUCUGCGUCCGUCUGUCUGUCUCCUGUGACUGUAACAUGACUGAUGGCUAUCUGCGUCCGUCUGUCUGUCUCCUGUGACUGUAACAUGACUGAUGGCUCUCUGCGUCCGUCUGUCUGUCUCCUGUGACUGUAACAUGACUGAUGGCUCUCUGCGUCCGUCUGUCUGUCUCCUGUGACUGUAACAUGACUGAUGGCUCUCUGUGUCUGUCUGUCUCCUGUGACUGUAACAUGACUGAUGGCUCUCUGUGUCUGUCUGUCUCCUGUGACUGCAACAUGACUGAUGGCUAUCUGUCUGUCUCCUGUGACUGUAACAUGACUGAUGGCUCUCUGCGUCCGUCUGUCUGUCUCCUGUGCAGUCUGUUGGGUUCCAUGUUCCCUAUGCCCCGCGUACUGUUUGCUAUGGCCAGAGACGGCCUCCUCUUCAAGCCCCUCAGUAAAGUCAGCGCCAGACAGAGUCCCGUCAUCGCUACCCUCUCCUCCGGGGUCGUGGCAGGUAACACCCCAUCGAUCUCUAUCUCUCUCUACCCUCUCCUCCGGGGUCGUGGCAGGUAACACCCCAUCGAUCUCUAUCUCUCUCUACCCUCUCCUCCGGGGUCGUGGCAGGUAACACCCCAUCGAUCUCUAUCUCUCUCUCUCUCUCUCUCUCGAUUUCGCGAUCUCCCGAUUUCCCGAUCUCCCGAUCUCCCGAUCUCUCUCUCUUCCUCUCUCUCUUGUAGAGAUAUAAAUAGUUUAUUGUGUUUGGACUAUGAUAUCUUUUGUGUAAUGAUUUAUUUAAAAUAAAUACUUGAAUGCUUGUUUUGUUUUCCUUUCCAGCGAUAAUGUCCCUGGUGUUUGACCUGAAAGCAUUGGUUGAUAUGAUGUCAAUUGGGACACUCUUUGCCUACACACUUGUGGCUAUAUGCAUUCUUAUACUUAGGUAAGUAUUUCACAAAUAUCCAAACUUAGAUAAACAGCUGUCCUCUAUUUAGCAAAAUAAAUAGAUUUAGCAAAAUAAACGGUACUAAGUUGACUUUAUAACAUCUAGGUACCAAGAGACCCAAUCAGAAGACUCAGAUCUCCAGAUCCUUGAAUCAAACACCAAGUUUGGUUGUCUCAAACCACCAUCAUUCCCAACAUCGGGCACCUCGAAAACAGUCACAAAUUUGACUGUAUUUUCUGGUAAGCAAAACGGUUUGAGAAGAAAUCUCCAGUAGAUCUAUCUUUAAAGUUGCCACUUUAUAACAAUGACGAAUAAUAUUAUUCAAAGAUCUUCUACAUUUUAAAGGUACUGGAGUAUCUGCAGUGUAACAUGAUGUAGCCUUCCACCUUUCUUUCGGUCAUUCUUCCCUCGGCCUACUCUCUCUCUGUUCAGAUGUUCUUCCAUCGGCCUACUCUCUCUCUGUUCAGAUGUUCUUCCCUCGGCCUACUCUCUCUCUGUUCAGAUGUUCUUCCAUCGGCCUACUCUCUCUCUGUUCAGAUGUUCUUCCCUCACCCCCUUCCUCUCUCUCUCUGUUCAGAUGUUCUUCCCUCGGCCUACUCUCUCUCUGUUCAGAUGUUCUUCCAUCGGCCUACUCUCUCUCUGUUCAGAUGUUCUUCCCUCACCCCCUUCCUCUCUCUCUCUGUUCAGAUGUUCUUCCCUCGGCCUACUCUCUCUCUGUUCAGAUGUUCUUCCAUCAGCCUACUCUCUCUCUGUUCAGAUGUUCUUCCCUCGGCCUACUCUCUCUCUGUUCAGAUGUUCUUCCAUCGGCCUACUCUCUCUCUGUUCAGAUGUUCUUCCAUCGGCCUACUCUCUCUCUGUUCAGAUGUUCUUCCAUCGGCCUACUCUCUCUCUGUUCAGAUGUUCUUCCAUCGGCCUACUCUCUCUCUGUUCAGAUGUUCUUCCAUCGGCCUACUCUCUCUCUGUUCAGAUGUUCUUCCCUCACCCCCUUCCUCUCUCUCUCUGUUCAGUUGUUCUUCCCUCACCCCCUUCCUCUCUCUCUCUGUUCAGAUGUUCUUCCAUCGGCCUACUCUCUCUCUGUUCAGUUGUUCUUCCCUCACCCCCUUCCUCUCUCUCUCUCUCCAGUGGUGUGUGUGUGCGGUCUGUGUGUCCUUCUGACCCAAGCCAUGGACGCUCUACAGAGGCAGGAGAUCUGGAGCCUGGUGUGUGUGUCCAUCGUAGCCUUCAUCCUCCUGGUCCUCGUCAUCAUCAUCUGGAGGCAUCCACAGAACCAAGCCAAGGCUGCUUUCAUGGUGAGGAGCACCGUGGGAAGAUGAACACCGGCAUAUAGAGGACAUUAUCACAGGCUAUUCAAACAUCGCUGAUUAGAGGACGUUAUCACAGCCUAUUCAAACAUCGCUGAUUAUAGGACGUUAUCACAGCCUAUUCAAACAUCGCUGAUUAUAGGACGUUAUCACAGCCUAUUCAAACAUCGCUGAUUAUAGGACGUUAUCACAGCCUAUUCAAACAUCGCUGAUUAUAGGACGUUAUCACAGGCUAUUCAAACAUCGCUGAUUAUAGGACGUUAUCACAGGCUAUUCAAACAUCGCUGAUUAGAGGUCAUUAUCACAGCCUAUUCAAACAUCGCUGAUUAUAGGACGUUAUCACAGGCUAUUCAAAUAUCGCUGAUUAGAGGACGUUAUCACAGGCUAUUCAAACAUCGCUGAUUCACAAUAAUUAUCAACCAUUAUCAGAUGCAGCCUAACAGAUCGUAAUUUCACUCAACCCCAAUGUUUUUGAACUCCAGAACGUUUACCUUUGGGCCCAGACCCUGUGUGAUGCAUUGUUAGUGUCUUUAUUUUUGACAUUCUAGUAAAGUUAUCUUACCCCCUGCCCUCUGCUACCAGGUGCCCUUCCUGCCUGUGCUGCCGGUAGUUAGUGUGUUUGUCAACGUCUACCUGAUGGUCCAGUUAGGAGGAGACACCUGGAUGCGAUAUGCCAUCUGGAUGGCCGUAGGUAAGUAUUCUACCCAACACUUCUCUGCCCAAUAACACAUGCCACAAGCACAGGCUGGUGGGGAUGGAUGGGUCAUUUUCUUGGGGGUAUCUGACCUUAUAUCAAUAGGAGUGUGGGUUGUCUAAAGUGGGUUGGAGGCUAUACAGUAUGUCGGAGGGUUGAGGGGUGGGUUCUCUAUGUUUUAAGAUUGUAAACGCUGAUCUUCUACUCUCUCGCUCUCUCUCUCUCCAUCUAUCUCGCUCUCCCUCUCUCUCGCUCUGUAGGUUUCCUCAUCUACUUUGGUUAUGGGAUCCGUAACAGCGUUCAGAAGCAGAGGAACCAGACCAGCCAGGUGAAGAUUGACACCAUCAGCAGUAUGAUGGAGAAGGAGGCCUUCAAAGAAGAGAAAUUCUGAGGCUGAGUGGAAAGGACAGCACAGGACAGGACAACACAGGACAGGACAGGACAGGACAGCACAGGACAGGACAGCACAGGACAGGACAGCACAGGACAGGACAACACAGGACAGGACAACACAGGACAGGAGCGGAGUGGACAGAAGAGAAGAAGAGAGGACAGGACAGAAGACCGAGAGAGACAGGACCGGAACACUGGCUGUCGCGGACAGGCCAGGCUGGCUUGGACUGGAGCUGACCGGCGCGGGCCCUCCCACGGCCUGGCGCUGACAGGCCAGAACAGGACUGGAGCUGCACAGGACCGACGCGCGAGAGAGAGUGAAGCGAGAGAGGAGAGGAGAAGGGAGGAGAGGGAGGUGAGAGAGAGAAGAGGCAGGAGCGAUGAAAGAGAGAGAGAGGGAGUGGGGUGA